UGAAAUCUGCUAGCGCAGGCCUGGUCUACCCACCUCGCUCGACCCCCGAGGGGAAAAGCGCAGGCGCCUCGCGCAGCUCUCGGCAGCUUUGAAGCCCUCGUCGGUGCCUUCCUCUCCACCAGCCUUUCCUCCCCGCGGAGUUGACUGGGUGGGCAAAGGUGAAGCGUCCUAAGUCCUGCUCCCGCAGGGACUCUUCGUAGCGGCAGCCCUGUUUCUCCCAGAUGGCGCAUAGGGCCGAGCCCCCAGACGGGGGCUGGGGCUGGAUGGUGGUGCUCUCAGCUUUCUUCCAGUCGGCGCUGGUGUUCGGGGUGCUUCGUUCCUUCGGCGUCUUCUUUGUGGAGUUCGUGGAGGCGUUCGAGGAACCCGCAGCGCGCGUCUCCUGGAUCGCUUCCAUAGGAAUCGCGGUGCAGCAGUUUGGGAGCCCACUUGGCAGUGCCCUGAGCGCGAAGUUCGGGCCCAGGCCGGUGGUGAUGACUGGAGGCGUCUUGGCUGCUCUGGGGAUGCUGCUCUCCUCCUUUGCCACCUCCUUGACUCACCUAUACCUGAGUAUUGGGCUGCUCUCAGGCUCUGGCUGGGCCUUGACCUUCACGCCGACGCUUGCCUGCCUGUCCCGGUACUUCUCUCGCCGGCGAUCCCUGGCCACAGGGCUGGCACUGACAGGAGUGGGCCUCUCCUCUUUUGCCUUUGCCCCGCUUUUCCAAUGGCUGCUCAAUCACUAUGCCUGGAGAGGGGCUCUACUGCUGGUGUCUGGCCUCUCCCUCCACCUGGUGGCUUGUGGUGCUCUCCUCCGCCCUCUCUUCCUGGCUGAGGACCCUGCCAUGGGUGGCCCUGGGACUCAACUCAUCUCCCUCCUCCAUCAUGGCCCCUUUCUCCGUUACACUGUGGCCCUCACCCUGAUCAACACUGGCUAUUUCAUUCCCUACGUGCACCUGGUGGCCCAUCUCCGGGACCUGGAUUGGAACCCACUGUCUGCUGCCUCCGUACUCUCAGUGGCUGCUAUUUCUGACCUUGUGGGGCGUGUGGUUUCUGGGUGGCUAGGGGAUGCCAUCCCAGGCCCUGUGGCUCGUCUCCUGAUGCUCUGGACCACCCUGACUGGGGUGUCACUAGUCCUGUUCUCUGUGGCUCAGGCUCCCACAGCCCUGGUGACCCUGGCUGUGGCUUACGGCUUCACAUCAGGGGCGCUGACCCCAGUGGCCUUCUCCGUGCUGCCUGAACUGGUGGGGACUGGAAGGAUAUACUGUGGCCUGGGACUGGUACAGAUGGUAGAGAGCAUCGGGGGGCUGCUAGGGGCUCCUCUGUCAGGCUACCUCCGGGAUGUGACAGGCAACUACACCACUUCUUUUGUUGUGGCUGGGGCCUUUCUUCUUGCAGGGAGUGGAGUUCUCAUCACCCUGCCCCACUUCUUCUGCUCCUCAGCUUCUACCCCCAAACCCUCGAAUCUUGUAACAGAUGGACUAGAUACCAGAGUCCCCUUGCCCAAGGAGGGCCUGGGUGAGGAAUAAAGUCCAAGAAGGGGCAGGCAGACCGAGAAGCCCAGAGUUUAUAGCUCUACGUCUUCUGCUCCUGCCGCAUGUUAGUGCCCACAAAACCGCAGUGCCUUAAGCUUCUUGAUCUGCCUCCUCAGAGCAGGCUAGGAGCUCCUGCAGUGUACAUGCCAGCCCUUUGUA
Condylura cristata (star-nosed mole) is the source of this 1667-nucleotide messenger RNA. RefSeq names its product solute carrier family 16, member 13 (gene SLC16A13). Lineage: Eukaryota; Metazoa; Chordata; Mammalia; Eulipotyphla; Talpidae. Gene Ontology annotation, biological process: transmembrane transport; monocarboxylic acid transport. The record is from RefSeq and is a predicted model, not a curated record. The transcript is spliced from 4 exons. The coding region runs from base 222 to 1502 and encodes 426 amino acids. Gene Ontology annotation, molecular function: monocarboxylic acid transmembrane transporter activity.